AAUAGAGGGAACUGUAGCGGUAUACUCGUCUGCUUUGCUUAAGUAUGUUGCUUACUCUGUGUGAGAAAAUGCGAUUAAUAAUUUGUUAGUUUGAUCUUUAAAUUGAAACGUAUUCCGUGCUGGUAAUAAUUUCAUAUCAUUACAUCAAAGGGAUGGCCUUUACAAAAUUGAGAAUAAACUUACUAGAUAAGGGCUUGUUGAAAAUUUUACAUAUGCCACAAUUCUGGCUUCAAUCUGAAAAAGUUUGGCUUAGCCAGAGGAAGCUUUCUUGCCAAAUUAAAUUUCACAGACCCUUACUUUCUUGCAAACGAGAAAUCAAGAUGAAUAGCAAUCAUUGGAAAAACAACGCCAUCUACAUUUCCUGUCCCGUUUUUGGAGCAUGGAGAUUGUGUACAACCCCGAGUGGCUCUCAGAAAAGUUCACAGAAUUGGAUAACCCCUGUCAAGUUAUCAUAUGCUUCUUAUGAAAGUACAAAAGAAGUGCCAAAACAUUUUCAGCCAGUUGUGAUUCUCCAUGGUCUGCUGGGUUCUAAAAUGAACUGGAAAACUUUGGCAAAAGUUAUGUCUUUAAAAAGUGGUCGAAAGGUAUUUACCUUAGAUGCCAGAAACCAUGGUGACAGCCCUCACACAGAGGAGAUAGAUUAUCACAACAUGGCAGCUGAUAUUGAAGUUUUCAUGGAUGACAUGGGCUUGUGCAAGGUAGUGCUUAUCGGACACAGUAUGGGAGGGAAGACUGCCAUGACGUUGGCCUUGAAAAAAGAUUUUUGGGUUCGGCAGUUCAUACUCACCAACGUGAUAGAAAGUGAAAAGGAGAUCACUUGGCGAGUCAACCUGGAUGCUUUGGAAAGAAAGCUUUCUACAGAUCUUCUAACAUUUCCAGAGUUUAGUGACUGUUACAAUGGAGAUACUUUAUUCAUUUGUGGGGAAAAAUCUAACUAUGUCAGGAAAGGAGAUCAUGAAGAAAUACAUAAACUGUUUCCAAAGGCUAAGAUAUUAUACAUUAAGGAAGCUGGCCACUGGGUUCAUUCAGAAAGGCCAGAACAGUUUUUGGAUGCUGUUUUAGAGUUUCUAAACAUCAAGGAUCAAGAAAAGUGUUGAUUUCUCUAGGAGGAUCCUAAGGUGAAAGGUUAAGGCAAUAUUUCCCCAAACUCAUCACAGUUAAGAGGUAUUGUAAAAGUAAGAUCACUGAUACUGUAAAUGUAUAGAACUGAUGGAGUAUUUUCUACUCCCGUUUUUAUACGUUUCUGUUUAAAGUAAUAAUUAUUAGUAGGGUGUUAACAGUUUGCAAUAUGUAUAUCACAUGUACAAUAAACAGGGGUUGUACAGAUGUUUUUUAAAUUAAAGAUAUCUGAUGUUCUUAGCAAGAAAAGUUAGAGGUUGGUGAAGUCUUAUAAGCAGCAAGUAGAAUAUCUCUAAUGUUUUAAAUGUUUCACUUACAUACAAUGAUGAUUCCUACUGGCAAACCCAUGGUAGCAAUAAAUGAAAUAUUUGUGUAAA
Molecule: messenger RNA, 1496 nt
Organism: Limulus polyphemus (Atlantic horseshoe crab)
Lineage: Eukaryota; Metazoa; Arthropoda; Merostomata; Xiphosura; Limulidae
Product: protein ABHD11-like
Exons: 6
Coding region: 153-1097 (314 amino acids)
Cellular component (GO): mitochondrion
Source: RefSeq, a predicted model, not a curated record